AUGUCGAAACAAUCGACCUCAAAACUUUCAAGAAAUCCCGCAAUUAUAAUUAAAAAAGAUCGAAAUUCUGUUAUAUUGGAAAAGAAGCAAAUUCAUACGAAUGCAGCGAAUGCUAACAAUGUCAUUUGGAAAGCAGGUGCUGAUGAUAUGGCAGGUAUUCGAGUUCGAGAGCCCCAGGGUCGACACAAACCAAGGCCACAAUCAAUGACAUUUUUUUCUGAACCUUUGCCAUUAAAAAGCCCUCAAAGACAUAGCGCAAUUGGAUUGGGGGACAAACAUCCCGUGCAAAUAUAUAAAUUUGAUAACUUUGAGAACAUUAGCAACAAUAAUAUCGAGAAAGAAAAUGCAGAAAAAGAAAAUGAUAAAUCCAGUCGAUUGAGUGGAGCAUUUAAAGUAAUCCUCAAUUCUCUUCCAGUCUCAAAUAUUAAGCGAUACUCCACACCUGUAGUUUUCCGUGGGCCAAAAUCAUUUAAUUCGUCACAAAAAAAUGGUGAACUGGCAAUUAAGGAAGGACAAUAUUAUCAAGCAAUUCAAUGUUUCACCAAAGUUUUAGAACAAUAUCCGGGUAGCUAUAAUGCUUUGUGUGAUCGAGCAUCAGCAUAUUUGAAAUUAAAAGAAUUUGAAAAAGCGUAUAAUGAUUUAGACGACGCAAUUUACCGUAAGCCUCACAAAUCACGUGGAUGGUAUUUGCGUUGCAUAAUUAGCUAUCAGAAAGAGGUUUAUGAAGCAGCAUUGAUCGAUGCCAAUAAAGCGUUAUCAAUUGAACAUGAUCAUAUUGAAGCAUUGAUUGCGCGCGCAAGUAUUUUUCUAAAAUUGAAGGAUUAUCAAAACGGUGUCAAGGAUAUGGAUAAGGUGCUAAAAAUUGCGCCUAAAAAUGGGACAGCAUAUAGAAUACGCGGUGAAAUUUUUUAUCUUGAAAAGAAUUAUCUGGCUGCGAUUCCGGAUUUAUCACAAGCAUUACUUUAUGCCCAAGAAAAUGAGGAUCAAAAUUUAAUUUAUACAAUUCGAGCUAAUUCUUAUCUAGAAUUAGAACGAUUAAAUGACGCAUUGUAUGAUCUCGACAGAUUAUUGGAAUUGAAUCAAACGAAUAUCGAUGCAUUACUUUUGCGUGCUGAUGUUCACCGUUUACAACGUAAUUUCGAUCGAGCAAUCAAUGAUCUCUUGACAGUAUCGGAUUUAGAACCAAACAAUUUGACUGCAUUGAAAAAUCGUGGUGCUAUAUAUGCACAGAUUCGAGAUUACGAUAGCGCUUUUUCGGAUUUAAAUAAACUAUUGGAAUUAGAGCCAGACGAUCCUUUUGGAUUAAGUAUUCGUGGAGAUGUAUAUCGUUUGCUUGGACACUAUGAAGAAGCAUUAGAAGAUUUAAAUAAAGCUCUACAUUUACAACCUAUGGAUCCAACAGCUGCAUUAAUGAGUCGGGCAGCCGUCUAUCGUAAAUUAGAUAAUUUCGAUGAAGCUCUUGCAGACCUUAGUAAAAUUUUACAAAAGAAUCCAAGAAAUUUCCAUGCACUUGCAAUUCGAGGUGAUGUUUAUUUCUGGAAGAAACUUUACUACGAGGCGUUAAUAGAUUUGGAUGAAGCACUCGAAAUACGUCCCAUUGAUCGCGAUGCAUUACGUAGUCGGGGAUCAGUUUAUUUUGCAAUGGGAAAAUAUAAUGAAGCACUUUUUGACUUUGAUAAUAUAUUAACUACACAUCCUAAAGAUGCUUGGACACUUUGUUUCCGUGCACAAGUCUAUGAGAAACAAGAGCGUUAUCAUGAAGCAAUCAGAGAUCUGGACGACGCUCUAGAAAUUGCACCACAUCAAUGGUUCCCUCUAGUUAUACGUGGUAGCAUAUACCGAUUAAUGAAACACUAUAAUCGCGCAUUAACCGAUUUUGACUCUGCAUUACAAAAUCACCCCAUAGACGCAUUCGGACGACGUUAUCAAACAUUAGCCUUCGCAAAUCGAGGUGCAGUAGCUCGAAUUCUCGGCCGAUUUGACCAAGCAAUGUACGAUCUGAAUCAAGCGUUACAUCUAGACCCAGAUAACUUUUUCGCAUUAAGUCAACGUGGUUCACUAAAUCGUGGCUUGGGAAAAUACAGCGAAGCGAUUUGGGAUCUUGACCGAGCAUUGGCUUUCGAUUCGAAUGAUAAAUUUACCAUUCAAGAACGACAGAAAGUUGUUCGUGCAUUAAGACAACAACCUACGCGUGUUAUUUAUGAAACUUAUAAAGGGAUGUCGGGGAUUGAAGCACAAAUUUUGGAUUCAUAA
Ambispora leptoticha is the source of this 2253-nucleotide messenger RNA. NCBI's taxonomy places the organism in Eukaryota, Fungi, Glomeromycota, Glomeromycetes, Archaeosporales, Ambisporaceae. The record is from the annotation of a GenBank genome assembly.